Messenger RNA from Colletotrichum acutatum, 1833 nucleotides. RefSeq lists its product as uncharacterized. The transcript has 2 exons. Gene Ontology annotation, biological process: amino acid activation for nonribosomal peptide biosynthetic process; secondary metabolite biosynthetic process. The record is from RefSeq and is a predicted model, not a curated record. Gene Ontology annotation, cellular component: cytoplasm. NCBI's taxonomy places the organism in Eukaryota, Fungi, Ascomycota, Sordariomycetes, Glomerellales, Glomerellaceae. Gene Ontology annotation, molecular function: catalytic activity; phosphopantetheine binding. The coding region runs from base 1 to 1779 and encodes 592 amino acids.
AUGCAGUUAAUCCGGCAUAUCGAAAAACAUGAGGAUUUCUUCCUCCCUAGCCCUGACGACAUUGCUCUCGGCAUCCACGAUAAGCUCUACGGCAAGGAAAGCUCUUUAGCCUUUUCAGAGGUCGAAGUCAGUUUUCCUGCAACGGAGAUUCAGCAGGGAAUUCUCAGUGAAGAUGUCCAAUGGGCAGAAGUUGAACUUUUUGCCGGGAAGCCAUCUUCCUUUGGUCUCGAGAACAUCUUCAAUGCUUGGACCUCUCUAGCCUCACACCAUAUCUGCCUGAGAUCCUACAUCACAAAUGACACCGGCUCAGGCCAACCGCAGGUCGUAGUUCUCCGCAGGGUCGAGGGCAUCCGAUGGGACCAUCCUGACAAGAGUCCGGAUGAAGACAGUCAGACUCCAGCUUAUGUGACUGUUGAAAGCACUCGCCGGCGGGAUGGAAUCAGCCUGGUCCUUCACUUUCAUCGUGCUCUGAUCGAUACAACGUCUUUGCACAUGAUCAAGCUCGACUACGCUCUUCAAGUCCAUGGGCUACCCAGCCUCGAGACUGCAGGAUUUGCCACAUAUAUACGAUAUCUCGACCAACAAAGACAAAAUAUUGGAACCUCCAAGGCUUUUUGGACUGAAACCCUGGCCGGCCUUGUUCCCCGGUCCAUAUUCAGUAUUCACGCUGAUGAAUACACUCAAACUACCACCAGAGGUAGACAUGGUGUCAGCGCUGUUAUCAGUGGGCCAGAUUUAGCGCAACUCAAUGAUCUUGAAGCUCACCACGGCCUGUGCUCUUGGCGUCAGACAUUCUUCGAGGUCGUUUGGGCACAUGUGAUCAGCACUCAUACCGGCUCUGACGAUGUCACUUUCGGUACGGUUCGCCGGGACGAUAGCUUCAUCGGGUCAAACAACUGCGUUGGAUGUGUUGAUCAAACAUAUCCUGUCCGUUUCCAUGUCGAGAGCGAUGGGGGCUUGGCUAUCAGUGAAGCCUCCAAGACUCUCGACAGCUAUCACAGCCAAGCUGGUCGCCAUGCCUUUGUAGGACUCGAGGAGAUCCAGCGUCAUGCCCCAAGCCUCCGUUUAGUCGAAACCGCUGUCAGUUAUAGUCAAACGACGAACACGCCAUGCAUUGCUCCCGGGCUACGGAAUUUUCCCGUCGUUCUAUGUAUCAGCGACAGCGGAGUAUUGAGACUCACUCUCAAGUGCAAGUCCUACGUUCCCCUUGAAGAGGUUGAGGUUGUCCUGCAGCAUUUCGUCGCUGGCAUCGUCAAUGCCGCGUCUAAGUUGAAGCUUGCAGGCGAAUGCAAGCUAUUAGCCUCUGAUCUUACGUCUGAAGAUGAGCAAUGGUUCAUCAUGUCGCAGUCCCUGUCAACACGCAUCGCCGAGCCUACGACUAUACCUCAUCUGUUUGAAAAGACCGCCGCUGCAUUCCCUGAGAGAAUCGCAGUUGAGUCGGAAGGCAGGACACCUGUCACGUUUCUCGAGCUCAAUAGCCAAGCCAAUUUGCUCGCGAGAAGACUCAAGCUGGAAAAGGGAUCCUUCGUGCCCAUUCUUGCCGAGAGGUCUGUGGAGCUUGUCAUCGCAGUCCUGGCCGUGCUCAAAUCCGGAGCGGCGUACACCAUUCUCGAUCCCAACACUCCCCCCAGCCGCCUCAAACACGUCGUAGAGGAUCUCAGACCUGUCACUGUUUUAGCUGGCCAUCGAUUUGCCAAUAUACUCUCCAACACCUUCGACAUUGAGCACACUCUCUCUUUACCGGGUAUUAAGAGUCCAGCCCACAUGAGUCCACGUUAGGGGGAUUUCAGUAUAUAAAAUCUAAACUAAAGAGUAGAGGUUUUUAAAGCGGAG